AUGACGGAGGGUCAGAAGUUCAAACUGCCGGCGACGAUGACCAACGAUGAGAUCGCGAGGCUCGGAUCCUCGUGUCGGAGGUGGAAUGACCGGUGUGUCCGCCGCUGCCCCAGGAAAGGGAUAAUGGCCGCCGCCUUCGAGAUGUACCGGCGGUCCGCCAUCGGAAUGAGUCUCACGGAGACGCUGGACGAGAUGGUCUUCAGCGGCGCGCUCACCCCCGAGCUCGCCAUCCGGGUCCUCCUGCAGUUCGAUGAGUCCAUGAGCGCCGCGCUGGAGAAGAAGGUGACGAGCAGGGCCUUCUUCAAGGGCAGUCUGCGCACCUACAAUUACUGCGACAACGUCUGGACUUUCAACCUCAGAGACGUCAUGUUUAGGAACGAGGAGAUGUCGGAGAAAAUCCCCAAGCUCAAGAUCGUGGCCUGCGAUUCCAGUUUGGUCAAGCCUAAGCCUCCACAACAGUAG
This is a messenger RNA of Lolium rigidum, 462 nucleotides long. RefSeq names its product transcription initiation factor IIA subunit 2-like. Gene Ontology annotation, cellular component: transcription factor TFIIA complex. NCBI's taxonomy places the organism in Eukaryota, Viridiplantae, Streptophyta, Magnoliopsida, Poales, Poaceae. Bases 1 to 462 code for a protein of 153 amino acids. Gene Ontology annotation, molecular function: RNA polymerase II general transcription initiation factor activity; TBP-class protein binding. The record is from RefSeq and is a predicted model, not a curated record. Gene Ontology annotation, biological process: transcription initiation at RNA polymerase II promoter; RNA polymerase II preinitiation complex assembly. The transcript has 4 exons.